This is a messenger RNA of Mus musculus (house mouse), 1012 nucleotides long. RefSeq names its product glutathione S-transferase, theta 4 (gene Gstt4). The record is from RefSeq and is a predicted model, not a curated record. The transcript is spliced from 5 exons. Gene Ontology annotation, molecular function: glutathione transferase activity. The coding region runs from base 439 to 891 and encodes 150 amino acids. Lineage: Eukaryota; Metazoa; Chordata; Mammalia; Rodentia; Muridae. Gene Ontology annotation, cellular component: cytoplasm.
GUACAUCAAGGUAGGGAAGUUCCAGAAUGCAGGUUCCUCAGAUCAGGAGGGAGAGGGCCCAGAGCCAGGUGCUCAGGCUAGCCCCAGGCUGGGUCUGUGGGACACCCGCUGUAGCUGUGGGCCCCCUAAUAAAGCAUUUCAACAUGGGCCUGGAGCUGUACAUGGAUCUGCUGUCGGCGCCUUGCCGCGCUGUCUACAUUUUUGCCAGGAAGAAUGGCAUCCCCUUCGACUUCCAAUUUGUGGAUCUAUUAAAAGCCCCAGACCCUCCCUGCCCACUCAGGUCACCACCAUAGCAAGGAAUACAUCGAAAUCAACCCCCUGAGGAAGCUUCCCAGCCUCAAGGACGGCAAGUUCAUCUUAUCUGAAAGUGUGGCUAUCCUCUUCUACCUAUGUCGCAAGUACAGUGCGCCUUCCCAUUGGUACCCACCGGAUCUGCACAUGCGUGCCCGCGUGGACGAGUUUAUGGCCUGGCAGCAUACAGCUAUUCAGGUGCCCAUGAGCAAGAUCCUGUGGAUUAAGUUGAUAAUCCCAAUGAUCACGGGUGAGGAGGUUCCCACUGAGAGAUUAGAGAAGACACUGGAUGAGGUGAAGAGAAACCUACAGCAAUUUGAGGAGAAGUUUCUGCAGGACAAGAUGUUCAUCACUGGGGACCAUAUCUCACUGGCUGACUUGGUGGCGCUGGUAGAAAUGAUGCAGCCAAUGGGGAGUAAUCACAAUGUCUUUGUCAGCUCUAAGCUUGCAGAAUGGCGAAUGCGGGUGGAGUUAGCCAUCGGCUCUGGCCUCUUCUGGGAGGCUCAUGAAAGACUGGUGAAGUUACCAAACUGGGACUGUUCGACACUAGACCCUACGAUCAAGAUGAGGAUUUGUGACUUUCUGCAGAAGUUUAAGUGAUCCAAGAGAGCAUUCGUUCUACAGGGGCCAGCCGUCUUUGCCUUUUGAGCCUCUUUCCCUAGGGAAGUCACCAAGAAACACACUGUUCCUUUACCUAAUAAAAGAAAAAAAAAACCUGAAA